Messenger RNA from Ctenopharyngodon idella (grass carp), 1671 nucleotides. RefSeq names its product Fas apoptotic inhibitory molecule a (gene faima). The transcript has 5 exons. Gene Ontology annotation, biological process: positive regulation of neurogenesis; negative regulation of extrinsic apoptotic signaling pathway via death domain receptors; canonical NF-kappaB signal transduction. Bases 211 to 750 code for a protein of 179 amino acids. NCBI's taxonomy places the organism in Eukaryota, Metazoa, Chordata, Actinopteri, Cypriniformes, Xenocyprididae. The record is from RefSeq and is a predicted model, not a curated record.
AGUUGACUGUGGCGUUUAACGCGGACAGAAGAAGAAUAAGCUGUUGCCAGGGUAACAGUUGUUAGCUGGCGCAGAUUUGUUGUUGGCUAAUUUUGGAGCUAGUGUGUUGAUGAUUUUGACGACAGUUGUGUUAAUAUUUGCUGCCUUGUCAAAUAUAGAGAGAAGCGCUUUAUUUCUGCUCUGACUGGAAUCGGUACUGGAGGGCAGAGGAUGUCAGGAGAUCUUGUAGCUGUGUGGGAAGUGGCUUUGAGUGAUGGUGUGCACAGGAUUGAAUUUGAGCACGGCACAACCACAGGAAAACGGGUUAUUUACAUUGAUGGAAAAGAAGUCAUACGGAGAGAUUGGAUGUUCAAACUGGUUGGAAAGGAGACUUUUCAUGUGGGUGGCACAGACACGAAGGCCACUAUUAACAUAGAUGCAGUGAGUGGCUUUGCAUACGAGUACACUCUAGAGAUCAACGGACAGAGCCUGAAGAAGUACAUGGAGAAUCGCUCCAAAGUUACCAGCACGUGGCUCCUCAACCUAGAUGGCAUCGACUGCAGAGUGGUUCUGGAGAAAGAUACCAUGGAUAUAUGGUGCAAUGGACAGAAAAUGGAAACAGCUGGUGAGUUUGUUGAUGACGGCACAGAGACGCACUUCUCCCUGGGUGACCAUGACUGCUGCAUCAAGGCUGUGAGCAGCGGCAAGAGACGAGAUGGCAUCAUUCACACACUGCUGGUGGACGGCAUGGAAAUCUCAGAGUCAGAAUGAUCUGUGUGAAUGAAUGCGUGUGUGAGUGUUUGGAUUAUCCAUCAAGAGUGUAUAUAUGGAUGUUGAGAUAGCAUGUGCUCAUUUGUGAUCAGUCUGACCACAGCAUGUGCUGGUUCAGUGAUGGACCAUUUUGAGGCAUGAGAGACAGAUGUGUCUUACAAACAUAUAGUUUAGUAAUAUUUCUAUAUACCUCACAUAGCAACAUUAGAAAAAGUGUUUUAACCAUCUAAAUGGUUAAUUUCUUAAUUCCUGUAAGUAAUGUCAGUGUGUUUUUUGCUCUCACAGUGCAGUUAACUUUGACACAAAAAGAUGUGAGGAUGGCUGGACCUUUACUGGAUAGUUUGAUAUGAUGGCCAUGUCAUGUGUAGACAAGACUGUUGAUGUCAAAAAAUUUUAUUCUUUGUGCGGUAGCACAAUCAUGUUCUUUAAUGCAUAGAGUGGAUUAAAUGUGAACAUCGUUUACGUCUUAUAAAUACGGUCAGACUUCAGCAAUAAAAUUCUUCAGGAAAUAUACUGUAAUGUAACUGUGUUUUUAGCUCAAGGCCUUGUGACAAGCAAGAUGUUUUCUUUCAUUCAGUCUUUAUGUGUCUGGUGAAUUCAGUGUGUUGUGACGUGCUAGUUCUCUGUUGACAUCAGCUUCCUUCUGAAACAAUGAUCUUAAAUGUGAAAAAUUUUAUCAUGACAUACUGUAUUAAACAAUUCUUAGGUGGAACUGAAAAAUGAUCUGAACCCAAAUAUGAAUCAAGUUAUGUUUCCCUAAGAAGUUAAAUAUUUACUAGUUUAACAAUUUUAUAUUUUUCUUAGUAGAAUGGAAAUUUGAUUUGUAUUAAAAUGUUUGUUCAUUUAAAUAAAGUAUUAGAAUGGUGGCAUCAGUAUUGAAACCUCAGUAUAUUUGCUAUUAAAAUCUUCUUUUGACCCUGA